Messenger RNA from Trichoplax adhaerens, 2058 nucleotides. RefSeq lists its product as uncharacterized. Gene Ontology annotation, biological process: transmembrane transport. Gene Ontology annotation, cellular component: membrane. The transcript is spliced from 6 exons. Gene Ontology annotation, molecular function: protein binding. NCBI's taxonomy places the organism in Eukaryota, Metazoa, Placozoa, Uniplacotomia, Trichoplacea, Trichoplacidae. Bases 1 to 2058 code for a protein of 685 amino acids. The record is from RefSeq and is a predicted model, not a curated record.
AUGUCUAAUAGUAAUGGCGCCCAAAAUGACCACCAACAAGCAGAUGAUGAUAAUGAUGAUAUAUUACAUUUCGAGGAAUCAAUUAAAGUUAUAAAACAUGGAUACUUUGGAUGGGGCUCAUUCCAUCCAACAUGGCUUCAAUGUUGUAACCAUCGAUGGUGGUUACUUUUAUUCAUCUUUCUUUAUGGAUUUUUUGCUGAAGUAUUAGUAUCUGGAUUUACUGCCUCUGUAGUGAGCUCGCUGGAAAAGAGAUUUAUACUAACAAGUGCCGAAGUUGGAGCAUUGCCUGCAUGUUCAGAGGUUUCUGCAGCAAUUAUCGGUUUUAUUGCUAGUUAUUACGCAGGCUUAAGGCAUAAAGGAAGAUUUCUAAGCAUUGGAGCAUUGGUAGUUGGUAUCGGCUCGAUCAUUUUUGCAUUACCCCAUUUCUUUGUCGGACCAUAUCAACCUAUUAUUACUACCAGUAAUUAUACUGAUUUAUGUAUCGAUAAACCCGACUCCUUUGCCGAUCAAGUUUGCAAUAUUAAUGCAGGUGUUCCUACUUCUUCGCGUCGGUUUUAUCCAAUCUUUAUCAUCAGUCAAUUGAUCAUGGGUGCUGGCUAUAACUUAUUGUGGAAUAUUGGCUAUGCUUACAUUGAUGAAAAUGUCCAUCCGCUGUCAUCAGCCAUGUAUCUUGCGAUUAUGUCGAGCGUAACUGCUAUAGGUCCUUCAUUGGGCUUUAUUAUUGCUGCUACGAUAUUACAAAUUUAUGUUGAUACUCCUAAGUCAGCUCCUAUAGGUAUGACACCUUUUGAUCCUAGGUGGAUUGGUGCUUGGUGGAUUUGUUUCUUAUCGAUGGGAAUUAUCUUAGUGCUGAUUUCUAUACCACUAUUUGCAUUUCCGAAGUAUUUACCAGGAUUUGAAAAAUAUAAAGCAUUACGUAAAGAUAUGGCCGGUAAAAAUGCUCGGAUCGAUCAUGAAUAUGGGAUCAAGACUAAAAAUAUCUUCAAAGCAAUUAAAGCAUUAGUCACCAACGUCCCAUACAUGCUUAUAGUAGCAGGCAAUUCAUUCGAGUAUAUAUUAGUAUCUGGAUUUGGCUACUUUUUAGUCAAAAUUAUUGAAACACGAUUUUAUAUGCCGGCUUAUCAAGCAAGCCUCACUACUGGUUAUAUUGCUUUAGCUAGCGGUACAGCUGGCAUUAUAUUGAGUGGAAUAAUCAUGAAGUUUCUCAAGAUGAAUGGCGUCGCCGCCAUCAAAUUGACUUGGAUCAUUAGUAUAGCUGAUGCCAUAGUUGUUUUAACUUAUUUUGUCUACUGCGGUGAUCUUCCAUUUGCUGGAGUUAACCGUAAUUAUCCUGAUAAUCCUCUAUCCACACCAACAACUCCUAAUUUGAUGUCCUCUUGCAAUUCAAACUGCAUGUGUAAUGGCGUUAAAUAUAAUCCUAUAUGUGGUAUAGAUGGAGUUAGUUUUUAUUCUCCAUGCCAUGCUGGCUGCUCAAGCAGUGCCUUUAAUCCAGAAUAUUAUACUAAUAUGUACCUAGACUGCAGUUGCGUCAAUAAAACAACAAUUCCACUACGGCCAUAUGAUGCUCUAGGAGGAUUAUGCCGUAAAUCAUGCCAAGAAUUGAUUCCAUUUCUCGUUGGUUUAACAAUUUCCUUAACCAUCAUGAGUGCUAAAAUAGUUCCAAUAACAGAAGCAAUGAUGAGGCAAGAAUUUCUUUUCAUUGUCUCGGAAAGUCAGCGGUCCUUUGCUGUUGGUUUCUCGUGGGUAUUCUUAAGAUUAGUUGCCAGCCUACCGGCUCCGAUACUAGUAGGAGCAUUUAUUGAUCAAGCAUGUGUAUUUUGGGAUAGUAACUGUAGUAAUAAAGUAUCUGUAUGUUUAGUCUAUGAUAACAAAGCUAUAAUGUACUAUAUCAGUGGCAUUAGUUUAUUUAUCAAGAUAGCUUCUACUAUUUGCUUCUUUGCUAGUUGGAUAUUUUAUAAGAAAGAUCAUUCCAAACCUUACGAGCAUGACUGUAGCCCUGAGAUAUCAAGUGCUAAAAAAGAUUUAGGCCAAACAGCUACAUCUGCCAAUUUCAUAUAA